AUGCAGCGACAGAGGCGAGAUCUCUAUAUGUUGAUAGGACUGAGUCCCCCUUUAGAGAUAGGGGGAGAGAUAAAGCAAUCGGCAGGGAGGCAUUACUCCCACACGGAAAAAAAAAACGUGCAACCAACCUUUCCUUCCUCCUCUUCUGAGCAUGGCGGGAAGAAGAUAAGAACGCGCGAAGCGUUCUAUUGGUUUCCCAACUUGUUGCUUCUAAAGGCUGCCCUCUCUCGGCUGGAUGUUGGUCCAGCCUACUACGAGGAUCCCGCCUUUCCUUCACGGGCUUACUUAGUGCUUGUGCUAAGGAGAAAUAAAACGGAUGCACUAAGGUUGAUACUCGACCCAAACAAGCAACGGCGAGCCCCUAUCAGAGAAAGCCUUGGUCAAGCGCGCUAG
Molecule: messenger RNA, 393 nt
Organism: Vicia faba (fava bean)
Lineage: Eukaryota; Viridiplantae; Streptophyta; Magnoliopsida; Fabales; Fabaceae
Source: the annotation of a GenBank genome assembly